CUCUCAAUCAAAUCACAUCAAAGUUUCCCUCACACACCAAGCUUUUGGAACAGUUUCCUUUGUUCAGGUUCUGUGAUUGAUAAUUUUGUCGAUACAGAGCUAUCAUGGAUCCCUUCAAAGGACAAGGAGGCAUUCAGAUGCUGCUAACCGCUGAACAAGAAGCACAACACAUAAUUUCUAAUGCAAGAAAUUUAAGAACCCAGAGGUUGAAGCAGGCAAAGGAAGAGGCUGAGAAAGAAGCUGCACAAUACAGAUCUCACAUGGAAGAUGAGUAUCAAAAUUCAAUUUCAGAGACCACAGGGACUUCUGGAUCUAAUGUGAAAAGGCUUGAGGAGGAGACAGAGGCUAAGAUUAAACUUUUAAAGAAAUCAACUUCAGAUGUUUCAUCAAAAGUGGUUGAAAUGCUGCUCAAGUGUGUUACAAAUAUCAAAAUAUAA
Molecule: messenger RNA, 437 nt
Organism: Vigna radiata var. radiata (mung bean)
Lineage: Eukaryota; Viridiplantae; Streptophyta; Magnoliopsida; Fabales; Fabaceae
Product: V-type proton ATPase subunit G 1-like
Exons: 4
Coding region: 105-437 (110 amino acids)
Biological process (GO): proton transmembrane transport
Cellular component (GO): vacuolar proton-transporting V-type ATPase complex
Molecular function (GO): RNA binding; proton-transporting ATPase activity, rotational mechanism
Source: RefSeq, a predicted model, not a curated record